AUGUCGUUAUUCAAACCUGCCGAUGGAAUAAUGAAGACUAACGUCACAUGGGACGAUCUCCAGGAGAGCGUGUUUGAGGCAUUUGGAGCAGAAGCGAAAUUCGGACCAAACAGAGAAGUCAAAGAUGUCGGAUGUGGCAAUGGGUUCAUGUCAAGAAUAUGCUUGGUGUCACCGGAUUGGAACACUAAAAAGGACGGUCUACCACAGAAAUUGAUCAUAUCCUCGCAAUUGCCAUUGCUUGAAUGCCAAGGAUUCGAUGAGACUGGUCAUUUCCAUAGCGAGGAAUUCGCUAAAAAAUUCGAAGAGGAUGUGAAGAAGGUAACAUACGUUUUGUUGUUCUUUUAG
This is a messenger RNA of Cooperia oncophora, 345 nucleotides long. NCBI's taxonomy places the organism in Eukaryota, Metazoa, Nematoda, Chromadorea, Rhabditida, Trichostrongylidae. The record is from the annotation of a GenBank genome assembly.